This is a messenger RNA of Poeciliopsis prolifica (blackstripe livebearer), 3918 nucleotides long. RefSeq names its product adenine phosphoribosyltransferase (gene aprt). The coding region runs from base 91 to 636 and encodes 181 amino acids. NCBI's taxonomy places the organism in Eukaryota, Metazoa, Chordata, Actinopteri, Cyprinodontiformes, Poeciliidae. Gene Ontology annotation, molecular function: adenine binding; AMP binding; adenine phosphoribosyltransferase activity. The transcript has 5 exons. Gene Ontology annotation, biological process: adenine salvage; AMP salvage. The record is from RefSeq and is a predicted model, not a curated record. Gene Ontology annotation, cellular component: cytoplasm.
CCCACUGCGCUACAUGUAGAGCGGUAUCUGCCUGACCAGAGAGCAAAGAUCAUUACCAGUCAGUGAUCAGUUCUGAUCGGGUCAGGAAGAAUGGCAGCAGGACCGGAAGGAAAACUGCAGCUGGUCCAGCGACACGUCCGGGCUUUUCCAGACUUCCCAAAGGAAGGGAUCCUGUUCAGAGACAUUUGUCCCAUCCUGAAGAGUCCAGCUGCCCUCACAGCAGUCACAGACCUGUUUGAAGAACAUGUGAGGAGCCGUCAGCUGCAGGUGGAUCUGAUCAUCGGGUUGGACGCUCGUGGGUUCUUGUUUGGGCCCCUGCUCGCCCAGAGGCUGGGCGUUGGCUUCAUCCUGGUUAGGAAGAAAGGCAAGCUGCCCGGAGCCACGGUCAGCGUGGCCUAUGACCUGGAGUACGGCACGGCGGAGGUAGAGAUCCAGGAGGAUGCAGUGGCUCCAGGCCAGAAGGUUCUGAUUAUUGAUGAUCUUUUAGCUACAGGAGGGACGCUCCUUGCAGCCUGUGAGCUAAUGAAGAAGCAGCAGGCGGACAUCCAGGGCUGCAUGGUGGUUAUCGAACUCAGAGACCUAAAGGGAGCCGACCGUCUGAAGCCUCACAACGUCUUUUCCCUUCUCCAGUACUGAGAGGCGGCACAGCACCCCCUCUGGUUCGCCAGGACCACCGCGGCAUCUCCUGGUGACUACAGCCAAGAAAACAAGAAAACCUCAAAGAGUCAAUCCUGAACCCCCGCUCCCUUUACACACCCUGGAUAAUGAAAGAGACAAACUUAGCGUUAAAUGUCUGAAACUGGUAACAGCACAGGUGGAUGGAACUCCAUAAACUCUAUUCCAAUUGAAUUGUUGUAUCAAGACCAAACCCUCCUGCUAUAAGCAGCUGAGAUUUUGUUCAGUUCAGAUGCUGAAUCUUCUUCUCCUCCUAGAGGUCCUAGAUGGUCUCAGUCUAGGUAUCAAAUCCUCGAUGUAAACCAAACGGUUUCAUCUAUAAGACAUAAAAGUUUCAAGUUGAAAAUGACCUGAUGAUAUGAAGCCGGUGUGUCAAACUCAUUUUCAUUUUGGGCUCCAUCAAGAUCUUGAAUGUCCUCAAAGGGACGAUUGUGGCAGAAUGCAUAGAUAAAACUACCUUUUUAGUAAAGUUAUAAAUAAUGGUCACUCUGAAUUCAGUUUAUAAUUCUUAAAUAUUUUUGUUUUAUAAAAUAUUUUUUCACAUUUAUGUCUUCUGGCCCUAUGCAAAUAAAAGCAGAUUUGAUUUGACUGAUAAAAUGAGAUGUAAGCACGCAACUGUUAUCUUGAACUUGUAUUUAUGUGACCUUCUAUCAUCUAAAGGGCCACAGAUAUGACUCUAGUGGGCCGGUUUUGGCCCGAAGGCCUUGAGUUUUACACCUGUGACCCCUCAGUCUGUUCUCCAUGUAAUGUUACUGUGUUGAUUCAGCCCAAAAUAAUUCCAUAGUUUUAACUGAAUCUGUAUUUGGGAGAUCUUUCCCAUAUCAGACUCCAAGCAAACCUUUUUUUUUUAUCUCGCAAGAACCAGUUUCGGCCUAAAAUAUCGAUUUGAUAUACGAGUUUCUAAACACAGAGAUGCACUGAACAGAACAAUGUGACCAAUUUCUGAUUUGCAGUUUUUGUUAAGCAUUGACCUGCUGAUUUAGAUUUUUCUUUAGGAAUUCUGAUAUAAGAAAUGUAUUUAAUAUAUUUUUACUCUAAGAAUCUACAAUUUCCCUGAGAGAUGAACAAUACACAGGCUGACUGUGCCAUGCUGACACACAUCUGUCCUGUAAAGUCAGCCUUAAGUCUUAUUUUGCUACAAUAGGAAACUGUCCAUCUUUUGUGCUUGUGCAGAAUUGAGAGGAAUCCUGGACAAGCCCCCAACAAACUGUUGAUUCUAACAUAACUUGGUUCAUUUCUUUUCUUACUGCUUAGAUCUGGCAGAGGACUGAAAUGGAUCCUUCCAGGAUGUUAAAGAUGUUUACUUGACACCCAUCAUCCCAAUCUUCGUUGAUCUUCUACAUAUUUCUAAUUUUUUAAAUUUCAGAACAAACAUUUAUUACCAGCUAUGCAACUAGGCUCAUCUGAAAAGUAUUUCUGUUACACAACAUUAUUUUCAGUCACAUAUUUAUAUGUGUAACAGGUUAAAAUUUCAGCUCUGUGAAGAACAUGUGAUGUUAUAAAAUGUGCUAUUUUAUGAAGCUGAUGUUUUCCACUGUCCUGCCUGUUUAAACAAGACAGCGGCCAUCUGCAAAAACCAGAGUCCAAAACAUAUGUUUACCAUAAAGUCAUGGAUUUAUAACAGGAUGCAGGAUGUGAACGUCCUGAUGUCAAACGGACAGGAAAUGAAAAGCAAGGAGCAUAACCAAAGAGGUUAGGAUCAGAGUUUAGUCGUGAGAAUAAAAUGCAAAACAAAAACAUGACAUAUGAUGAACAGACAUUGGGAUAGCUAUUACAAUUCAUAGCAGUGAAUUAUGAUUAAUAUUUAUGAAUGAUUUUUUGGGUCCAAAGAUUAUUUCUAAAGAGGAACAAUCUAGAGUCAGCACAGUUUGUUAUUACAGAUAGAAACGAAUCAUAGACUUAACUCAGUUAACAGUUUUAAUGGCAGCUCAGACCUGGAACCAUUUUUAUUUAAAACAACAGCUUCACAACGCGUCAGCAUUUAGAAAAUCCAACUGGUGGAGCCAACACUCCAGCAAAUACAACGUUAUUCACUGUACGUGUUACAUACAAUGUGUACAAUAUAGUACACACAUUGCAAUAAUCAUUCAUAUGAAUGAUCUACACCAAUAAUUUGGGGAGGAAAACCUUCACUAACUCUCACUAGCUGGAUGACAGAAGAACUCUUAGUGGUGAAGAUCCAGAUCACAGUUUUAAACUCUAAAAGUAAGACAUGUUUAAAUCAAUCUGGAGACAAGAGCUUCAGUCUUGCAGUUUAACAUCACUGCAGAGCUGAUUCAUCUAAACCAAAGUACAGUGUUAGAGUUGUCAACAUGUGAGGUGAUAAAAGCUGGAAUUGCCCCAUUAAAAAGAUAAAGACGGUUCAGCAGAAGCCGAGGUAACAAGGUGGCGUUGAGUUCCUCAGAAACUGUGUGUUAGAUGAAUUUGUUCUCAAAACUCCUGGCGGUUGGAUUCACUGGCUGUGAGUCUUCUUGAUGCAUGCAAUGCUGCUGUUUCACCUCUGUGCACAUAAUCAAUGUUCCAGAAUAAACCCUGCAACGCAUGGAUACUUUCACAAGUGCUGGUAUUACUGACCUAGUCCAAUAUUUUUUUUUUUAACUAAUUUCUUUCUGGAAGAAGAGGCUGAAACAUCAAGUUUGGUAACUGGGCUGGAAAAGAAAUGUUCCGUAAAGGUGCAGGAACAUGAAAGAGUUCAUACAAAUUACACACCAUCCUCACACCGUACCUAUGAGGAAGUGAGGCUCAGGAAAGUUUAACAAUAACGUGUUGGUGGUUUGUGAGGCUGUUGAACAGCAACAAAUAUACAUCCAUCUGAGGACGAAAUAAGUUUGCACGCCUGCAUUGUCCAGGUUUAUAUCCAGAUCAACAACUAUGGAUUCUUCAGGAACGGCCAACACGAUCAAAGAGAAAACUGCAGCUCAUCAAACUCCAACCUCAAGGAAGCAAACCACAAGACCGAGGAUCAGACCUGGAACCAUUUUUAUUUAAAAGCUACAGCUACUGCUAGCUCAGGUUACAACAGGAAAUAAGAUUAGUUACCAUAGCUACGCAGAUGUGGAUGUGUCAGUGUUUUCCAACUGAACAGAAACAUCUUUGAGGAACAUUUCUUUCCUUUAAUGUUGUUUUUAUUUCAUUUUUUCUUCGUCAUGUAAAACACCUGGAAUAGCCCAAUGGCUCAAACGUUGAACUAAACUUACAUCAAGCUGUGGGUAAUAAACAUGUGAAGUCAGGUUUUUAACAGAA